Molecule: messenger RNA, 2145 nt
Organism: Chara braunii
Lineage: Eukaryota; Viridiplantae; Streptophyta; Charophyceae; Charales; Characeae
Source: the annotation of a GenBank genome assembly
GGUCUCGAUGUCCCGCGGUCGGGUGCGAUGGGUGGCGAGGCGGAGCGUCCUGCACAGGGCGUGGGCGAGGGAGAGGAUACCGAGCGUUAUGCGGAGGGAGGUGUUGCGAGAUAUGGGGAGGGUGCGGGUGCCACGGAGGAGGACGAGGCACACGUUGACCUUGAGGUUGGCGUGGCCGAGGGGGAGCGGACACCGAGGGGAGAGGGGGGCGUGCCGAAGUCCGAUCCGAUGGCUCAUCAGAGGGCAGUGGACUGGGAGCGGAGGUGCGGGAAGCAGGCCGUCCCACCUGAGACGACAUGUACGCCGAGUUCUUCGAAGAGUGCUGUUCCUGAUAGAGCAAGCACGCCGGGUUCUUCGAAGAGGAAGGAGGGGGGUGCACUGCUUUCUGGCACCAGUGAAGGGAAGAGGCUGCGGCAACAGAAAAUGACGGACACGUAUUGUGGUGAGUGGAUUGGUGAGUGGAGGAAGACAUUCUUUCGCUGGGUGUAUUCCAGCGGGAUUGCCUUCAAUGCCUUCCGCAACACGUCGUACCGGGACCUCCAGCAGGUUGCUCUUCGGCAACCUGGUGGAGCACCUCUUCCCGUGCUUCCAUCCCACAGCGAGAUUGCAAACAUGCGAACUGUGGAGAUCCACCGCGAGCAGUUGCGGAGGAGUUGGAGGAGGUUAGGCAGCCAUUAUGGCUUCUUUCGGAAGCGGAGCGCGACGUUGGGCCUCGUGCUUUCAUGUGAGAUGCGCUUUGCGUCCGUGUACUCCAUGUUGGAGAGGUUGCUCGCUCUGCAGGAUCGUUUGCAGGGCAUGAUGACAGCGGAGGACGAUCGGGCUUGGACUAGGAUCCCGUGGUCCCCCAACGUUUGCGACAUGGCGCGUUGGGUGCGCCGACAGAUCAGGUGGUCCCCUUGGUGGGAGAGGAUGCGUGCCAUCAAGCACGUCAUGGAUCCUGUCAUGGACUUGCUGAGGCGGAUGGACCGUGGCGGGCAGUUCAUGUCCCUCGUUGUAGAGUGGACUCGGGAUCUUGCACGCCUUGUGCGGGAUGCUUGCAUUCCUCUUGGUCAGUCCUUUUCUGACCGUAUCAUGAGGCAUGUGCAGGCCCAUAUACAGCACAUGCUGGAGCCCGCAUACUUCGCCGCGUUCUUACUGAACCCCCGUCGCUGGAAUAUUCAGUACUUCUCCGCGCAGCUCGACCGGUACCACACUUGGCUUGUUCGACAAGCCAAGAGGUAUCUGUUGUCUCAGACGGGCCACGAUGAGUCGGGUGGUCGUUACCUUGAGUUAUGUCGGCAGUUCGAGGACUUUCAUAUGCAGCAUGGUAGGUAUGGGUCUUGGGGCGGGGCAGAGGGCCGCGCUCGAGCUCGUAGUUGCAGCGGAGACUGCGAGACGUUGGAGUGUGCGUCGUGGUGGUCUCAGUACGGGGGAGAGGCGCCCGAUUUACAGCAGUGCGCUCUUUGUUUGAUGCACAUGUGGUCCUACGCCUCUCCAGCGGAGAGGAACUGGGCGGUCCACGAGGGCAUCCAUACGAAGAAGCGUAAUCAGUUGGCCUUCGAGAAGGUCGUUCAUCUUGUUGAGAUCACCGCAAAUGUGCGGUUGAUGGAGUAUAGACGUGCAGGUUGUGGAUACGUCCUCCCUUGGCAGCGAGACGAGGGCAUGCUUGACGCUCAGGCGGGAUUGGACGUGGAGCCUGAGCGCUCGGGGACGAGGAGUGGGAUGACGGAGGAGGAGAUUGAGGAGCAGGCUGCCCUCAUUGCGCACGAUCCCAUUGGGUCUUCUGCGCCGCCCCCUGUUGAGUCUGUUUUCGGUGCUCGUGCGACUAUCUUCCGCCCAUACCCCAAGGACGAUGACUCUGCGGACGAGAGGGAGUCGGAAGCAGCGGACGACCCGAUGCUUCCCAUCCCGCGUGAGAUUGAUGAGUUGCACGAGGGGGGCAACGUGCGUGACGAGAGGACGCACACUGCCCGGAGGGCGGCAGACCAGCAAGAUAUGGAUAUGAUGGGGGGGCGAGGAGUUUUGGGGAUCUUUUGGGGGCACGGAGGAGAGAUCACCCACUGCCGCGCGGGAGGAUAAGCGUCCUUGCACGACCUUGCGGGAGGAGACGCCUGCUCCCAUGACUGCGAGUGAGGAGCCGGGUCCUGCCACGACAGUGCGGGAGCG